GGCGGGGCAGGCGCCGUGCGCAUGCGCAAGGUCUGACGGGCCUCCCAGCGGUGGCGGCGUCGUCGUCGUCGGCUGUGACGCCGCUCGGGGAUCAGGCAGGGGAAUUUGGCAGAGCCGCCUGUUCUAACCGCAGCGAGAUCUGACGAGAGUGGACGCCAAGCGUCUGGCUCUGAACCGGCACGGGCCUCCGAACGCGCAACCAGAAACGUCCGGUGUCUGGGAAGAGGUUCCGGACGUCCCCGUGUCCGGGUGAGACCAGGAGGACUGCGCGCGCCCGGGAGAGCCGGGCGUUUCCGCGCAGCUUGAAAAGAGCAGACGAAACGCCGCGGGAAGGAGCCAGGCCCCCAUGCCCCGAGCAGGCGAGGCUUCAAUGGAGAGGCCGUGGAAGUGCGGGGACUGCGGGAAGGGCUUCAAUUACCCGUCGCUGCUGAGGAACCACCAACGCGUCCACGGCAAACCCGCAGCCGGCGACAAGCCCUGGACGUGCGGGGACUGCGGCAAGGGGUUCAGCUACCCGUCCCUGCUGCGGAACCACCAGCGCGUCCAUGCCCCGCCCCGGGAGAAGCCCUGGAAGUGCGAGGACUGCGGCAAGGUCUUCGGUCACAGCUACCGGCUGGACAACCACCGGCGGGUCCACGCCGGGCACGGAGAGAAGCCGUGGAAGUGCGGCGACUGCGGCAAGGCCUUCGAGUACCCGUCCUGGCUGGAGAUUCACCGGCGGGUCCACGAUGGGCCCGGGGCGGCGGACAAGCCCUGGAAGUGCGGCGACUGCGGCAAAGGCUUCAACUACCCGUGCCGGCUGGAGAGCCACCGGCGGGUCCACGCGGCGCCCGGCUCCAGGGAGAAGCGGUGGAAGUGCCAGGACUGCGGCAAGACCUUCUGCUACCCGUCGCUGCUGGAGCACCACCAGCGGGUCCACGCGGCGCCCGGCGCUCGGGAGAAACCGUGGAAGUGCCAGGACUGCGGCAAGGCCUUCUGCUACCCGUCGCUGCUGGACACCCACCGGCGGGUCCACACCGGGGAGAAGCCCUUCACCUGCUCGCUGUGUGGCAAGGGCUUCACCAUGUCAACGUGCCUGCUCUCCCACCAGCGGACGCACACCGAGGAGAGGCCCUUCAGCUGCCCCGUGUGCGGCAAGUGGUUCCGGUCCUCCUCCGACCUCAACGUCCACCGCCGGGUCCACACCGGCGAGCGGCCGUUCACCUGCCUGGCGUGCGGCAAGGGCUUCUCCUGGUCGUCCAGCCUGCGCUCACACCUGCAGGCCCACGCCGAGAAGCGGCUGGCCUGCGGCCGCUGCGGCAAGAAGUUCCGGCAUGCGGCCAGCCUGGCUGAGCACCAGCGGGCGCACGCCGGCGAACGGCCCUUCGCCUGCCCCGUCUGCAGCAAGGGCUUCACCGGGCCCACCAGCCUCCAGCGGCACCAGCGGAUCCACACCGAGGAGCGGCCCUUCGGCUGCGCCGCCUGCGGCAAGCGGUUCCGCCAGGCCUCCGACCUGACGGCCCACCGGCGGGUCCACACCGGCGAGCGGCCCUUCGCCUGCCCGGCCUGCGGCAAACGCUUCACCAAGUCCUUCAGCCUGCUGCGGCACCGGCGGGUCCACACCGGCGAGCGGCCCUUCGCCUGCCCCGCCUGCGGUGCGGGCUUCACCCAGCUCGCCAACCUGCGGGCGCACCAGCGACACUACGAGGAUAUCCGCACCAUGGAGAAACGGUGGAAAUGCGGGGACUGCGGGAAAGGAUUCUGUUCCCCGUCUGCCCUCGAAACCCAUCGGCGCAUUCACACCGGCGAGAGGCCGUUCACCUGCUCCGUGUGCGGCAAGGGCUUCGCUCACUCGUCCGCCCUGCUGACCCACCAGCGGGUCCACACCAGGGAGAAGCCGUACACCUGCCGGGAUUGUGGGAAGGGAUUCACUGAUUCCUCCGCCCUGCUGACGCACCAGCGCAUUCACACCGGCGAGAGGCCGUUCACCUGCUCCGUGUGCGGCAAGGGCUUCAGUCAGUCCUCCAACCUGCAGAUGCACCGGCGAGUCCACACCAGGGAGAGGCCGUUCGUCUGCUCAGAGUGCGGCAAGGGGUUCACUCAUUCGUCCGCCCUGCUGACCCACCAGCGGGUCCACACCGGGGAGAGGCCCUUCAGCUGCCCGGUGUGCGGGAAGGGCUUCAGCGACUCGUCGGCUCUGCUGACCCACAAGCGGGUCCACACCGGGGAGAGGCCGUUCACCUGCUCCGUGUGCGGGAAGGGGUUCACUCAGUCGUCCAACCUGCUGACCCACCAGCGUGUCCACACCGGGGAGAGGCAGUUCACCUGCUCGGUGUGCGGGAAGGGGUUCGGUGACUCAUCCAACCUGCUGAGACACCAGCGUGUCCACACCGGGGAGAGGCCGUUCACCUGCUCUGAGUGCGGGAAGCGUUUCACCCACUCGUCCAGCCUGCGCACGCACCAGCGAGUGCACACCAGGGAGAAGCCGUUCAACUGCCUUGAGUGUGGGAAGGGAUUCACUCAGAUAUCCAACCUACUGAGGCACCAGCGUCUUCACAAGUGAACCAGAGCUCGGUUCUGCAGGAGUUACACCCAGGACCUGGACUGUGUUCAUCCUGACAGUGGGUCAUAGAGAUGUACAGCACGGAAACAGACCCUUCGGUCCAACUCAAGCAUGCUGAUCAGAUAUCC
Messenger RNA from Chiloscyllium plagiosum (whitespotted bambooshark), 2670 nucleotides. RefSeq lists its product as uncharacterized. Gene Ontology annotation, biological process: regulation of transcription by RNA polymerase II. Gene Ontology annotation, molecular function: DNA-binding transcription factor activity, RNA polymerase II-specific; RNA polymerase II cis-regulatory region sequence-specific DNA binding. NCBI's taxonomy places the organism in Eukaryota, Metazoa, Chordata, Chondrichthyes, Orectolobiformes, Hemiscylliidae. The record is from RefSeq and is a predicted model, not a curated record.